AACAAAAACAACUCAAUUACAUGCACUCUCCUUCCAACUUAUAAUCUUUCCAUCCUGAAUCGAUUUUCGUCUUGUGUCUGUUUUCAGAUUGAGUUGUUGUUGUGAUAAGACUUCGAAUCUCUCUCUCUCUCUCUCUCUUGCAUCAGAAAAGAAGAAGAAGAGAGCUUUGAUAAAAUGAGGCCGAUAUUGAUGAAGGGACAUGAACGUCCAUUGACGUUCCUGAGGUACAACAGAGAUGGAGACAUGCUUUUCUCCUGCGCCAAGGAUCACAUUCCCACUCUCUGGUAUGCCGACAACGGCGAACGCCAUGGCACUUACCGUGGCCACAAUGGUGCUGUUUGGUGCUGUGAUGUCUCAAGAGACUCGUCGAGGUUGAUAACCGGUAGUGCUGAUCAGACUGCAAAGCUAUGGGAUGUGAAAACUGAAACACAGCUGUUCAGUUUCAAGUUCAGUUCCCCUGCCAGGUCUGUGGAUUUCUCCGUUGGUGAUAAGCUUGCUGUGAUCACCACUGAUCCCUUCAUGGAGCGUACUUCUGCUAUCCAUGUCAAACGCAUCGCUGAAGAUCCCCAAGACCAGGAUGGUGACUCUGUGCUCGUUCUUGAGAAUCCUGAGGGGAGAAAGAGGAUUAACAGAGCUGUUUGGGGACCUUUGAAUCAAACCAUUGUUAGUGGUGGUGAAGAUGCUGUACUCAGGAUCUGGGAUGCUGAGACUGGAAAACUGCUCAAGGAAACAGAUAAGGAAGUGGGUCACAAGCAGACAAUCACAUCGCUCUGUAAAUCAGCGGAUGAUUCUCACUUCCUUACAGGUUCACUUGACAAAACGGCAAAGCUGUGGGACAUGAGAACGUUGACUCUUAUUAAGACUUACACUUCAGGGGUGCCUGUAAAUGCUGUCUCCAUGUCUCCACUUCUCGACCAUGUUGUGAUUGGAGGUGGUCAAGAUGCAUCAGCUGUUACGACCACUGAUCAUCGUGCUGGGAACUUCGAGGCUAAGUUUUAUGACAAGAUUCUGCAAGAGGAGAUUGGUGGUGUGAAAGGUCACUUUGGACCUAUCAAUGCUUUGGCAUUCAACCCGGAUGGAAGGAGUUUCUCAAGUGGAGGUGAAGAUGGUUACGUCAGCAUUUCAAAGAGAAAAGAUGCAGAACGAAGAAGGUCAAGGAAAUGCUCAGCGACAAACAGGUUGAUCACAUCAAAGGAUUAUGCUUCCGUGCAGCUCAACAUUGGCCAUCUCGAUGCUGAUGGUAUCUACACAGGCCAAUUCACUACCUUAGCUCUCUGCGGUUUUGUCCGUGCUCAGGGUGAUGCUGACAGUGGAGUCGACAGGCUCUGGCAGAAGAAGAAGGUUGAAACCAAACAACAUUAAUACCAGAAAAAGAAGCUUUGUUUUCUACGUUUUUUUAAAAACCUUUGUUGUUUAUCUUGCUCGUGAACCCUGUGUCUGUUUUUUUUU
Messenger RNA from Brassica oleracea var. oleracea, 1449 nucleotides. Its product is annotated as eukaryotic translation initiation factor 3 subunit I-like. Gene Ontology annotation, molecular function: RNA binding; protein binding; translation initiation factor activity. The record is from RefSeq and is a predicted model, not a curated record. Lineage: Eukaryota; Viridiplantae; Streptophyta; Magnoliopsida; Brassicales; Brassicaceae. The coding region runs from base 175 to 1362 and encodes 395 amino acids. The transcript is spliced from 11 exons. Gene Ontology annotation, cellular component: cytoplasm; ribosome; eukaryotic translation initiation factor 3 complex, eIF3m. Gene Ontology annotation, biological process: translation; cytoplasmic translational initiation.